Magallana angulata is the source of this 3433-nucleotide messenger RNA. RefSeq lists its product as uncharacterized. Bases 274 to 3351 code for a protein of 1025 amino acids. The record is from RefSeq and is a predicted model, not a curated record. Gene Ontology annotation, biological process: protein phosphorylation. Gene Ontology annotation, molecular function: protein kinase activity; ATP binding. NCBI's taxonomy places the organism in Eukaryota, Metazoa, Mollusca, Bivalvia, Ostreida, Ostreidae. The transcript has 12 exons.
UUUCUAGUUCCGACAAAUGAACCUCCAAAACUCAACACUUUAUAGUCCCUUUAUCAUAUUUAGUUUAUAUUUAUUACAAGAGGGUCAUCCGUGUUUCAGAUAGUCAGACGGUUUGGGAAUUAUAUAAUCUUUCCGUUGCGCAAACAAAGAAGUGGCUAUGAUAAAAUAGCAAUAUGCACAAUAUACACAUUGGUCGAAACAUGCAUAAAAUAAUCAUCUCAAAAUGGCUCAUGUCAGAUUAUAUUUACUUUGUAACUUACAUCAUCAAUAAAGAUGGCUGACAAUGCGUGCGAAGAAGAUGUGCGGAGAAUGUCCAUGGAUGAACUCUGUGAAAUAUUAGAUAGGGAGAAUGUGGACUACUCGGAACUAGAGGAUGUCGAGGAAAUUCGGGAUCUUGUUUUACAGUCCAUUGCUCAGCGGAUAUCACCCAACAAUGAACGGCAUUCACAGAAGGAGGCGACCAUCGAUGUCAUGGGGCGGAUACUGGAGAGAGAUGCCGAAAUGAGGAUGGUGAUACGAGACAUCUACGACUCUGUGUUAGCAAUGCUCGACAUGAAAAACUUCGAGAAGAACCUUGGUUCAGAAAUGACUAAAGAAUAUAACGGAUACAUUGGAACGGUGAAGGGCUAUCGGAAACAGCUGGAGAGAACACACUGUCCUAUCGUUGUGGCAGGAGAAACUGGUGCUGGUAAAUCGUCCUUGCUGAAUUUGAUAAUGGGGGAACACGUGCUUCCCCGACAAGUUUUGAGUUCUACGUCAACCAUUUGUCAGAUAUUCAACAGCGAGCAGAAGCGAGCGGUAGUUACAGAUGAGAACGGUGGAAAAAUUUAUCUCCAUGACGUCACAGAGGAAACGUUGUCCAAAUACGUCUGCGUUGAUAGGUCAGGAGAAAAUACGCAACGCUACAAAACAGUUGAUAUCUACUGGCCUGUUCCAAUGCUGAAGGAACAUGCUACAAUCGUAGACACGCCUGGUGUGGGAGAGAGUGACGAAAUGACGACAAAACUCCUAGACUAUCUGUCGGAGGCGGUGGCAUUUAUCUACGUCAUCAAUACGACUAAUGCCGGCGGUGUCCAAGACGACAGGCUUGUGAAAAUAUUCAAAAAACAACUUGAGUUGGAACAGAAAGGAUUGUUGCAACAAUUUGAUCCAGAAUGUGCCAUCUUUGUUUGUAACAAAUGGGAUCAAGUGCCGGACAGCGAAGGCGAAAUGGUUUGGACAGACAUUGCCAAGAAACUACAAGCUAACUGGCCGACUAGGAGGAACAUAGACAUUACAGGGCAAAUGUUUAAAAUGUCCGUAACGAAGGACCUACAAAGAAGCAAAGCCGGACUGGGCUACAGUGAGAAGUUCAAGGCCCUUAUUUCCGGAAUUGACCGGCUGGUCAGAGCCAGUCUAGAGAGGCGCGUCAAAAAACACGUAGACUGGCUGCAGUCGUUCUUAGAUAGACUAUUGAUAAAGGUUAUUGCAAAGAUCAAUGCUUCAAGGAAAAACCAAGAGGAGAAAAAGGCCAUGAAAUCGGAGAUAGAAAAGAGGCUGAAAACACUGGAGUGCGAGACAGAGAAUGUUAAAAUAAAAAUGGAAAACGAGACAGAAAAAAGAUGCAAAGACAUUGCAGACAAGUUAACAGCUCAUUUAAAUAGAGAAGAAACCAAACGAAAAAUGUUUCAAUGGCGGACAGAUGAACUUCCUGAUGGCAGUGAUUUAGAUGUGAUACAAUACAAGGCAAAACAACUAAUAGCGGACAAAAUUAACAGCCAGAUCGUCCAAUGGUGUCAAGAGCACCACAUCGAAGACACCUCAUCAAAACUGUUUGACCGAUUUAUAGGAGAAUGCAAACUAAUUAAGGGCAAUUUCUGCGAGAUUGACCAGAUCGUUCAGGGAAUCAAACCCCCAAUCGUUGACGGAAAUCUCCCACAGGCCGCGGAAACCGCGGAAACUUCGUCUGAUUUCGAUUCUUCCAGAUCGUUUGCAAUAUUUCCUUUACAGGAGAGAAUCGCACUCAUUGCGUUUGCGCCAUUGUGGCUUCCCUUAGUCAUUGGAGCCAGUGUUCUAGCACUUCCGGUUGCUGUAGGCAUGUUUAUUAAGGAUGCGAUAGAAGAGAGAAAGAAAAUAAUCGAGUAUCGUAAAAACAAAAUGGCGCAUAUUCUCCAAUUGGCCGAACAGGAAAUAAAAUGUUACAAUAAAGAUUUGGUGUUAAAUGGUCUUCGGGUGACGUACCUUCGCGAUUUUAUGGCAAGUUUAGAGAAAGUUUGUGUGGACGUCAUUCCAAAACAAAUUAAAGCUGACCAAGAACUGAUUGAAAACAUCGUCAAAGAAGAUAGAGAUUCUCAGACGUUGAAACAGGAAUAUACGCCUAUAGAAACAAAGUGUAAAGAGAUCAUCGGAAACCUACUCUAUGCAAAAAUCAAAUAUCUCUCCGACAAUCCGCCUCGUAUUCUGAAAGAAAUAGAUUCACUUGGGCGAGGUUCGUUUGCUAAUGUUCUUCUAUGUGACGUAGAUAUUGGAGGUGCUAAUUUGCAAUGCGCAGUCAAACAAAUGACGUCAUCAAUACGUUCGGACCCGUAUCUCCAACUAUCAGAAGCAUCGAACAUGAAGGCAUUUCGACACACGAAUAUUGUGCAAUGCAUAGGGGUUUCCAUCGAAAAAACAGGUACUAGUCAAAAGGAAUACCUCAACAUAUUUAUGGAGGUGUGUGAAUGUUCACUUGCUGACGUCAUAUUAUGUGACAGACACAUCAUGGAAAUGUGCCAGUGCAAUUCUUACCGCAGGAAAACGUGCCACAUGUUUAAAGAAAAGGACAGAAGUGUUCUGGAAUUUGUGGAAGCAUGGGAGCUAUUUACGAAAAUGUUAGAGGAUAUAUUGAAUGGACUGGUAUAUUUGCACGAUAAAGGAUUCGUGCACAGAGACCUUAAACUGACAAAUAUUUUGAUCAAGGAUAAUAUCGCAAAAAUAGCAGACGUGGGGAUGUCAAAGCCAAAAAACCAGCUACAAGGCACCAUCACCGGAACACCUGUUUUUAUGGCACCGGAAGUUCUGGAGGGCCGGAUGUACGGUUUAUCAGCUGACAUUUUCAGCCUAUCUAUCAUGAUGUGGGAAAUGUGGUACGGCAGGAGGGUGUUUAGUGAAAGUGUUUACUCUGAUGUCAUGACAACGUACAGUUCCAUCAAGGAGCAUGUCGUAUCCGGCCAACGGCCAAAGUUCACUGAGAAAACAGCCCCUCCACAAGAAAUACAGACGAUGAUGGAGGAAUGCUGGGUAGAUGUUGCAGACGACAGGCCGACGGUCAGACAGUUGAAAACGAGGCUAAACGAAGUUGUCGCCAAUUUAACUUUUACAACACCCUGCUGAGAGAAACUCAGUUACUUUAAUUGUUAUUGGCCAUUAAUGACCAAGAUAUGUAUCCCAAAUACAUGUUCAACUGCAUUAGUAG